Messenger RNA from Oncorhynchus tshawytscha (Chinook salmon), 4090 nucleotides. RefSeq names its product myc box-dependent-interacting protein 1. The transcript has 19 exons. Gene Ontology annotation, molecular function: tau protein binding; phospholipid binding. Gene Ontology annotation, cellular component: synaptic vesicle; cytoplasm; plasma membrane. The record is from RefSeq and is a predicted model, not a curated record. NCBI's taxonomy places the organism in Eukaryota, Metazoa, Chordata, Actinopteri, Salmoniformes, Salmonidae. The coding region runs from base 239 to 2206 and encodes 655 amino acids.
GGUUAUUAUUAUCAUCUGACGGACAUAACGGUAGGCCACCCUACGCAUAGCUGGAAACUGGAAAACCAUUCGCUGGGUCUGUUCGCCACACACAGACACCCGUUCCGAAACGUUACCGUUACAAAGGCCUACUAUCACGAGUGGUGACUACUUUUUCCGUCGACGUUGAUGUCGCUUCUUCCUCGGUAGAGAGUCGUUAUUUUUCUUAUAUUGAAUCGAGAGCUUAUCGGAAGACAAGAUGGCAGAGAUGGGGAUGGGGAAGGGGGUUACUGCGGGGAAACUUGCCAGUAACGUGCAGAAAAAAUUAACACGGGCCCAAGAGAAGGUAAUGCAGAAGUUGGGUAAAGCAGAUGAGACCAGAGAUGUUGCAUUUGAGGAAGGAGUGAUCAACUUCAACAAACAAUACACAGAGGGAUCCAAACUGCAAAAAGACCUUAGAGCCUACCUGGCUGCAGUACAAACGAUGCACGAAUCCUCCAAGAACCUUCAGGAGUGUCUGUCUGACAUGUACGAGCCGGAGUGGUACGGCAAAGAUGACUUGGACUCCAUCGUUGAGGACACUGAUGUUCUGUGGACCGACUUCCAUCAGAAGCUGGUGGAUAAUGCUUUGAUAUCUAUGGACACGUAUCUUGGACAGUUCCCUGAUAUUAAGUCUCGUAUUGCAAAGCGUGACAGGAAGCUUGUGGACUACGACAGCGCCAGACACAACCACUCUUCUACCAAUAAGGGGAAGAAAGGAAAGGACGGGGGCAUCAAGAUCACCAAGCCAGCAUCUCUGUUGGAAAGGGCCACACCAGUUUGGGCUCAGGGCAUCCUGUCAGCCCACAACAUUGCUCAGAGUAACCUCUCCAGGAACCAGCUCAUGGAAGGUGUUGGAAUGGAGAUUAAUGAAGAUCUGCAGGAGGAACUGCCCUCACUAUGGAACAGUCGAGUUGGCUUCUACAUUAGCACCUUCCAGAGUAUGUCUGGCUUUGAGGAGAAGUUCCACAAGGAGAUGGGGAAGCUCGACCAGAAUCUGUACGAUAUUCUUGUCAAACUGGAGAAACAGGACAUGUCUGGUGAGCUCCCCAGAGGAGCAGAUCCAGCCAAUCACACUCUGAGUCCAGGCGGACCGCCACCCAUCCCUAAGUCCCCCUCUAAGCUGAGACCAGCGAUGCCGCCGCGGCCUGAAUCCAGCCCCUGUCGGGACAUGAAACCAGAAAACAUCAUUAACCUGUUUGAUGCUGCUGCUGCUCCUAACAUCAGUGUUACGUCCCCAACACAGUUUGACAGCCCUGCAGGGGCCAACCUGUUGGACAUGGACCUGUCCAUCCUGGCUGCACCAAGUCAUGGUGGCACAGCCGUGUCCUCAGCCUCUCAGGCGGUAUCAUGGGACACAUGGGAGCCUGAGGAAACUCCUGCUCCACCAGAGGAGCCCCAGGGCUGGGAUGAUGACGGUACCCUGCCAGUGCGUGCUGCUGGCUGGGAUGAUGACGGUACCCUGCCGGUGCGUGCUGCCGGCUGGGAUGACGACGGUACCCUGCCGGUGCGUGCUGCUGGCUGUGGGGAUGACGGUACCCUGCCGGUGCGUGCUGCUGGCUGUGGGGAUGACGGUACCCUGCCGGUGCGUGCUGCCGGCUGGGGGGAUGACGGUACCCUGCCGGUGCGUGCUGCCGGCUGUGGGGAUGACGGUACCCUGCCGGUGCGUGCUGCUGGCUGUGGGGAUGACGGUAUAGCUGCCACCACAGCAGGCUGGGAUGACGAUGGCUCUCUGCCUGUGAGGGUGGAUGACUCCUGGGGGGAUGAUGGUGUUGCUGAUGCCACUGCUACCGCUGCCGUGGCCGAGUCUGAGGCUGCUGGCUGGGAUGAUGAUGAGGAGGGGGUGCCCCAGGCUGACACACUUACGACUCCUGCAGCCCCUACACCUGCAGCCGCAGCACCAGAAGAGACCCCUGUUGUGGCAGCAGCAGCAACCAACGGGGAUUCAGAGGCGGUAGAAAUGCCUCCAGGAUUCCUCUUCAAAGUGACCACCAUGCAUGACUAUGCCGCUAAUGACUCGGAUGAGCUGGAGAUGAAGGCUGGAGACAUCGUGCUGGUUGUGGCCUUCGACAACCCAGAAGAACAGGACGAGGGCUGGCUGAUGGGGAUGAAGCAGGAAGACUGGAUCCAGAAUAAACAGAGCUCGCUCAAAGGGGUGUUCCCCGAGAACUUCACCUCCAGGCUGUGAGAGAGGAGACGCCAUAUUUAUUCUCCUCUGACUUCUCUCUCGUCCACAAGAUCCUUUAUUCUCUUCCCUCCCUCCUCUCCUCUCCUCUCCUCUUCUCUUCUCUUCUCCUCUCUCUCCACCAGAUUAUUAUUUUCUGUCUCUCUCUGACCCAAUUCCCUGUGCCAUCCUCCCUUCCCUUUCCUAACCUCUGGGUUUGUGCCAGCGUGACACUGUAGGUAUCGGCAUGAGAAACAGCACUGCAUCGUCAGCUGUCUCUUCUGUAUCCAUGUCUAGCAAUGUGUACAUGCUGGUUAGAAGUAUUUUUUUUUUUUGGGGGGCUACUGAGGCUAUAGGGUCAGAUUGUGGCAUAUCAGUUGACUUGCACUUGUUUUAAAUCGCCAUAAAACAGAAAUAUGUUUCAGUAUACGUACAUACUUUCAAGAGGUGUUUUACAAAGGAGUUUAUCUAGUGUUCUUUAUCAUCUUUUUCCAACACAAUCAGACAGAAAAGACAUUGAAGAUGACCCUUAGGGCUUUACAGAGGGCGUAACCUCUCAGAGAAACUCCUCUAGUGGCUGAGGCAUCACACCAUAAUACCAGCCCUAAGAGACCUUAGACCUUUUUGUAUGACUCGUUGGCUUUCUCCUCAACCCCUUCACCUACUAAAGUAUGUUUGUGUCAAGGUUGCCAGGUGUUGUGAUGAUUCCGGGUUACCAGAUGUUGUGAUGAUACCGGGUUGCCAGGUGUUGUGAUGAUUCCGGGUUGCCAGGUGUUGUGAUGAUUCCGGGUAACCAAGGUGUUGUGAUGAUUCCGGGUAACCAAGGUGUUGUGAUGAUUCCAGGUUACCAGGUGUUGUGAUGAUUCCGGGUUGCCAGGUGUUGUGAUGAUUCUUUCCUGAAGAGACUAACUAACCCUCGCCCUGUUCUAUACUGUGUGUAAUUGUCACCUGAACUUAACUCUACAUUCCUGCAUCAUUUAACCCUUAAUAUAUUAAGGAAGCAGACUAUCUGUGUAAGGGGACUAAAUAUGGUUGUGUUUUGGUUCCUGAAGGUGUAACAAUAUAGAUCUAAGUCCAUGUACACUGAGAGGGAUAUGCAGUUUAUUUUGAGAAAUGUGUGUUAUGUUUUUUUUUUCUCUUGAUGUUAAGUAACUCUGAUCCUUCUGUGGUUGGUGAGACUGGUAGUUUUAUGGUCCAGAUUAUUCAUCCUUCAGAAUAAAAAACUAUUCAUUUUUUGUAUGCAGUCGGAGCAAUGAUCAUGUUUGAUAGGGAAAUUGUCAACUCGGAAAUGUUAAUAAUAUCAUAGAGAUGUUGUUGUAUUCUGCGUAUGCCAUGCCCCAGUGCAGUGUGACCUCUGUCAUCUAGGUUCCCAAACUGACAUGACCUGCUGAAAUGAUGCCGUAACUUGGUAGUGUAUGUGGGAGUGUUUGUGUACGUACGUGAAUCCGCGAAUGUGUGUGUGUCCUUUUCAUACAGAGAACUUUUGUCCCUCCUUUCAGCUGUACCUCUCAAUUUAUUUAUGCGCUAUAAUCAUUGCUUUCACUUCCUCCCGUGUGGUGAUUGGAUAAGACAAUUUUACAGGAGUCAUUCUGAUUUGAUUAAGGACUCAGGAGAGACCAAUUCUACUCAGUCAUAUUUAAAGACUUUCUGUUUUUUUUGUUGCUGCUGGUGUUAUUAUCAUCGUGUAUUUAUCGUGUAUAUUUAGUGUAUUUUAACAAGCCGUGACAAACAUAUUAAUCAUAUCUGUGUAUGUGAGUAAAUGUGUCAAGGAGCAUGCCAAAUGAAUUCCAUGUGUCGUGUAUUAUAGGAGCAAUUCCUCUUUGUAGGAACUCAUUUAAAAGACAAGACCUUGUUCCUUCUGAUUACUAUUGGAGACCGAUAGUAAUAAACAGAUAUUUAGAAGCUCAA